GCAACAACCCGGCGUUAUGGGUAGUACUACCUGCAGGUGAGUAUAGCCUCAGGAUUCUAUUGGGUGUUCCCCGUCACUGCGCUGCCAGCCACUUGUGUUGGCUCAAGGGUGAUUACAAACCCAAUGCGCGUAUCCUGGCCUUGUGGAAUCCGAGAGACUAAGCUGCAUAUAAAAGAAGCACAUAUUCAUCUUGUAGAAGCCCGACUUCAAACACCAAAUCUCGCAAAAGCAUUUUCUUCUAGUACCUUCAAUUCUUCAGAAGUCCCCUCAGAAAACCUUCUAUCAACUCCCAACCCUAACCGCAACCAUGGGUGUUCCCUUCUACAGACUCACCGUCCCCGUCUUCGUCCGCGCCCUUACAAACCUCUCCGCAAUCCUCAAAGUCGCCGAAGCCCACGCCAAAACCAACAAUAUCGACCCCGCGACGCUUCUUGAAGCCCGCCUGUACCCCGAUAUGGGCUCGCUGCCCUUCCAAAUCCAACGCUGCAGCGACUCAGCCAAGUUCGCCGCAGUGCACCUCGCAGGUGCCGAGAACUUGUCCAUGCCCGACACCGAAACCACGUUCGAGCAGCUGCAUGAGCGCAUCCAGAAGACAGUGGGCUUUCUAAACGCUACCGAUGAGAAGGCGUGGGAGGGGAAGGAGACGCUCGUAGUGAAGUACAGGAUGGGGCCGAUCGAGCGGUCUGACCCGGGAGAGAAGUAUUUGCUAGAGUUUACUCUUCCGAACUUUUUCUUCCAUGUGGCGACGGCGCAUGAUAUUUUGAGGAACCAGGGGGUGCCAAUUGGGAAGAUGAACUAUCUGGCCGGAGGAUUCAUGUGAGGUGAUUACCCAGCAUGAGUGUGAUGGACAAGGGGUCAGAAUUUUACCACUAAAAAUAAGCGAGUUGCCUGUGUUAUUCUUUCGAAGUAGUAGAGCAUGGAAAUCCUUCAAAUUUACCGU
Molecule: messenger RNA, 940 nt
Organism: Mytilinidion resinicola
Lineage: Eukaryota; Fungi; Ascomycota; Dothideomycetes; Mytilinidiales; Mytilinidiaceae
Exons: 1
Coding region: 308-820 (170 amino acids)
Source: RefSeq, a predicted model, not a curated record